CCCGCGGUUGCCCUGGGGCCGCUGCUCCUGUCCCUGGCACUUCUUGCGCGGGACGCCGCCGAAGGGGUCGCCGCCUGGGAGGUGGGCCGGGAGGACCUGGUGCCGUUGCUGCUCCUGGGCCUCGUAGUGGUGCCCAUGGGGAUGACGCUGACAACGGCGGGAUCGCAGCUGCUGCCGAGCGCGGAGUCUGGGAUGCUCAUCUCGACGAAACCGUCUGCAGCCCCGUCCUGGCGGCCCACGUGGUCGGAGAGAAGGUGCCUGCCCGCGAGUGGCUCGGCCUGGCCAUCGUGGUCACCACGCUCGUGGCGCACGCGGCGGCGUCGUGA
Prorocentrum cordatum is the source of this 326-nucleotide messenger RNA. The record is from the annotation of a GenBank genome assembly. NCBI's taxonomy places the organism in Eukaryota, Dinophyceae, Prorocentrales, Prorocentraceae.